Molecule: messenger RNA, 2190 nt
Organism: Cherax quadricarinatus
Lineage: Eukaryota; Metazoa; Arthropoda; Malacostraca; Decapoda; Parastacidae
Source: RefSeq, a predicted model, not a curated record
UAUAGGCCUAAAUAAAUUUAAUUAUGUAUAUACAAAAAUACCUAAAUAAGAACUUGUUCACAGGGAAGAGUAUAUAAGAUAGAUGGCAGCAGCAGCAGUGUGAUCAACAUAGUCAUGGCGCUGGUGAUGACCUGGGCUCUACCUCGGAGCCUGAGCUUCGUGGUGAGGGGACAAGUGCAAGCACGAUGCUUCCAUGCAUCUCCCCUGGUUUGUGCUGCCCAGAAAGUGGCUAUGUCCCAGAUGGACCCUGGGACAGAAAUGCCAUAUGAGAAACUGCAAGCUAAUCUUUCUAUCAUCAAGAAGAGAUUGAAUCGUCCUCUAACACUAUCAGAAAAGGUAUUGUAUUCACAUUUGGAUGAUCCUGCUGGCCAAGAUAUAGUACGUGGGGAGUCGUAUUUAAAGCUGCGACCGGACAGAGUAGCAAUGCAAGAUGCAACUGCGCAGAUGGCCAUGUUACAGUUCAUUAGUUCUGGUCUUCCUAGAGUAGCUGUGCCAUCAACAAUCCAUUGUGAUCAUCUUAUUCAAGCUCAGGUUGAUGGGCCCAAAGAUUUGGUGCGAGCCAUAGACAUAAAUAAAGAGGUGUACAACUUCCUCUCUAGUGCAGGUUCCAAGUAUGGUGUUGGCUUUUGGAAACCUGGAUCGGGUAUCAUCCAUCAAAUUAUCUUGGAAAAUUAUGCAUUCCCUGGUCUUCUGAUGAUUGGAACUGACUCACACACUCCAAAUGGUGGUGGACUGGGAGGCCUGUGCAUUGGAGUUGGAGGAGCUGAUGCUGUUGAUGUAAUGGCCAAUAUUCCCUGGGAGCUGAAGUGUCCAAAGGUGAUUGGUGUGAAACUUACAGGUAAACUGAGUGGCUGGACAUCACCAAAAGAUGUCAUUCUUAAGGUUGCUGGUAUUCUGACUGUUAAAGGUGGAACAGGAGCUAUUAUUGAGUACUUUGGGCCUGGUGUUGAUUCCAUUUCUUGCACAGGCAUGGCAACCAUUUGCAAUAUGGGCGCUGAAAUUGGUGCAACUACAUCAGUGUUCCCCUAUAAUAGCCGUAUGAGACAGUAUCUGGCAGCCACUAGUCGUAAGGACAUUGCCAGUCUUGCUGAUGCAAAUAUAUCUCUGCUGACCCCAGAUGAGGGUUCUCCAUAUGAUCAAGUAAUUGAAAUUAACUUGUCUGAGCUGGAACCUCAUAUUAAUGGCCCAUUCACUCCAGAUUUAGCUCACCCUGUCAAUAAGGUUAGUAAAUACAUACUUUUGUUUUAUACAGUUACUACUCUCAAUUUAAGAAAUCAAAAUCAGUAUGCCUUACAAUAUAGUAUUUGCCAACAGGUCAAGGGAAAAUGCACAACUGACCACAUCUCUGCUGCUGGACCGUGGCUGAAAUUCCGUGGCCACUUGGACAAUAUCUCAAACAACAUGUUUCUUACUGCUGUCAAUGCUGAGAAUGGUGAAAUGAACAAUGUACAGAACAAGGCAACAGGAGAGUGGGGUCCUGUACCUGCCACUGCUCGUGCAUAUAAAGCCAGUAACAUCAAAUGGUGUGUCAUUGGUGAUGACAACUAUGGUAAACAUACUUGCAUUAAUUUUCAGUAUUUUGUAAAUGUGUAUCAGAAACCCCUUUUAAUGAGUGAGGGUAGAUCUCGGGUGCUGCUGAGCGUGAGCCUCGGCACCUGGUGGUCGUGCAAGCCCUCUCAGUGCCGUAUCAAACACCCCAGUGGUUCAACAGAAACUAUUCAGUUAAAUCACUCGUGCAAUGAGCAACAGAUCACCUGGUUUAAAGCUGGUUCAGCUCUGAAUCGCAUGAAAGCGUUAGCAGCUGGCAAGUAAAAUCAUCAAGUAGUAUAUUGUUAUGUACAUAAGUUCAUUUGUUAUUCUGAAGGUCAGUUAGCUUGCCAACUAAUCUUCAAAAAUAGUGAUACUGUAGUUUGUAGUUUUGUAGCUAUAUGUAGAUAAUUUUUAUGAAUUGGUGUCUUAUUUCUGUUAUUGAAAUAUGGACUAUAAGAGUUUUAUAAUUGAUGAAGUCAAUACCACAACUUAAAAGGUAAGAAGUUAGGAAAAAUAUCUUUGGAAAAAAAUUUAUUAUAUUUUGUGUGUGGUGGUAGGUUGUCUUUGAUUGUAAGAAAGAUUCAUAAAUUUUUAAUUCCUUUGGGAACAUUGUGAUGGUAUGUGAUGCUGACUUUAAUAAUAAUAAAUUAUUUUAAAUUA